CACUCCCACUCAGUAUUCAUGCGCACUCUACUCUAGAGUAGACUGACUUGACGCACUCGACACCAGCCAAGACGCUUGUGCUGCUAUCGAAGGCCAGCGUGGCCGUUGGCGAGCAGGGAGACCUGGUACCCUCGACCCUAGCGCGCCGGACCCUGUUGCCCUGAUGCUGCCUUCCCCCCUCUCGCUCGCGAUCGAUUCGACUCGACUAUCCGACGCACUCGUCUGGCGCUCCCGAAAUGACGUGAGGGGCCAAUCCCCGCGGCGCCGUUCGACUGCUCCGCCGGCAGCGCCACGGUGCUUCCUCUCCCAUGUCGCCCCUCUUCCUAUCAUUCUCACUCUCACGCUCACGCUCAACACCGCCAUGAUCGACGAUCGAGGGUCAUCGUCACUUCGAUCAAUUGUCGCAUUUCACAGCCAUGAGAAGAGCUUGGCAUCGUUCGCAGAGAUCAUCGUCAUUGUAUUUGAUCACCAUGAUUGAGCAGCUCGAGUGUCCGUGUGGGGUAAUGAUCGUCGCAAAGUGGCGCACUGAUCCAGGCAAUGGAGUGGAGUAGAUUCCGCGCGACCUACCCGGCCACGACUCCAUUGAAAGCGUUCUCCUCCAUCAGCUGGUCCUGCUCGGCAGCCAGACUCUUGAGCAUGCACAAAGCGUCUCUGGCUUCUGGAAUGCCCACUCACAUCACACCAGAGGACCAGGUCGGCGUCGAUAUUGUGCGUCUCAACUUGCUCAUGAAGAUACUUCGUCGCCAUGUGAGAGAGAGGUAAAGAAUAUGCACCACGUCAGCAAAUAGCCUUGCGCAUGAUGGCUGUGAGGAGCUCACAUCGGUCUUUGUCGAGUCCGUGUCGAAGAAUCCCUGCGCAAGAACAGUCAGAGGUCAGUUGACCUUCUCAUCUGCCUCUCCAUCUUGAG
Molecule: messenger RNA, 907 nt
Organism: Jaminaea rosea
Lineage: Eukaryota; Fungi; Basidiomycota; Exobasidiomycetes; Microstromatales
Exons: 1
Source: RefSeq, a predicted model, not a curated record